Molecule: messenger RNA, 1214 nt
Organism: Eruca vesicaria subsp. sativa (arugula)
Lineage: Eukaryota; Viridiplantae; Streptophyta; Magnoliopsida; Brassicales; Brassicaceae
Source: the annotation of a GenBank genome assembly
CAAAAUUCGCCGCUUAGUUUACGUAAUUACCGGAACGUUUUAGGUUAUCGGAGCUCUCUCCGUCGACGUUGAUUCCUUCCAUGGCGAUGGCUGCAGCUGUUAUAGUGCCUUUGAGUCUUCUCUUCUUCAUCUCUGGUCUCCUCGUGAACCUCCUUCAGGCAAUUUGCUAUGUACUCAUUCGACCUCUGUCCAAGAACACAUACAGAAAGAUCAACCGGGUACUUGCAGAAACCUUGUGGCUGGAGCUUGUCUGGAUCAUUGACUGGUGGGCAGGAGUCAAGAUCAAAGUGUUUGCUGAUAAUGAGACGCUUAAUCGAAUGGGCAAAGAACAUGCUCUUGUCGUUUGUAAUCACCGAAGUGAUGUUGAUUGGCUUGUGGGAUGGAUUCUGGCCCAGAGGUCAGGUUGUUUGGGAAGCACAUUAGCUGUAACGAAGAAGUCUUCCAAAUUUCUUCCAGUCAUAGGCUGGUCAAUGUGGUUCUCGGAGUAUCUGUUUCUGGAAAGAAAAUGGGCAAAGGAUGAAAACACUAUAAAGUCAGGUAGUCAACGCUUGAACGACUUCCCUCGACCAUUCUGGCUAGCCCUUUUCGUGGAGGGAACCCGCUUUACAGAGGCAAAACUUAAAGCAGCACAAGAGUAUGCAGCUUCCUCUGAUUCGCCUAUCCCUCGUAAUGUCUUGAUUCCUCGCACCAAAGGGUUUGUGUCAACUGUUAGUAAUAUGCGUUCAUUUGUCCCAGCCAUUUAUGAUAUGACCAUUGCUAUUCCAAAAACUUCUCCAUCCCCAACUAUGCUAAGACUAUUCAGAGGGCAGCCUUCUGUGGUGCAUGUUCACAUCAAAUGUCACUCUAUGAAAGAUAUGCCUGAAUCAGAUGAGUCAAUUGCACAGUGGUGCAUAGAUCAGUUUGUGGCUAAGGAUGCACUGUUAGAGAAACAUAUAGCUUCAGACACUUUCCCUGGUCAUCAAGAACAUAACAUUGGCCGUCCCAUAAAGUCUCUUGCAGUGGUUCUAUCAUGGGCCUGCCUACUAACUCUCGGAGCAAUGAGAUUCUUACACUGGUCAAAUCUCUUUUCCUCAAGGAAAGGGAUGGCGUUAUCAGCGCUUGGUCUAGGUGUCAUCACUCUCUGUAUGCAGAUCCUGAUCCGCUCCUCUCAGUCGGAUCUUUCGACCCCAGCCAAAGUCGCUCCAGCUAAACCAAAUGACCAUCACCACGCAUGA